ACACACACACACACACACACACACACAUAUAUAUAUAUAUAUAUAGAUAUAUAUAAAACGUCUCCUGCGUAGCGGCUGGCGCUGCGUUUAGAGAAUAUUGCGUCGACCUCGAUGCUGGCGAAUAGGUGGUUCAAUACAUCGGCACAAUGGUUCUAUACAACGCCGGAUCAUUGUAGACAUUGGCAAGUGUGUUGAGAACAAAAGUCACGUCGGCGACAACUACGACCCGGCUGAUUAACAGGUUUAACUCCUUCACGUUAAUAGUACAGGCAAAGGCGAAUAUACACAGUAGAGGAGAGCAUAAGCCCUGGAAACUGUCUGUGAGCUAUUCAGCUUGUCGAAAGCAGCGAGUGAAUAGGAACUUCUUCAGAAGCAAAUACGUGAUUGCGGCGGCAGCGCCGACAGCUGCGCUCCAACCAUAACGACGAUUUCUGCGGCUGUUAAUGUUGGUCAUGUCGUAGUUAUGUGCCCAGAUGUGUAGUAAGCCGUUCGAAGAAGAAGUUAAAUGUAGCAGGGCAAACGAAAGGAUCGAACUCUGCCAAGGAGACUGCAGACGGUGUAAUAUUGCCUGGAUGAAAUAGUUGUAAAAUUAGGCGGUAAUAACAGCACAGAAAACCCGAAGCGAAUACAAAGGAGCGAGCUGGAGAAAUCGCUUGGUAAGAGAAAAUCCACUGUGUCAAUGUCAAGUAAUGUAAAAACUUAUACGCUCUGUUUCUUGCUCGCAUAUAGCUAUUUUAGUGAAGUUGUAUGCUAAAAAGUUACAUUGUCAUUCCAAAAACACGCUUUCCUACAAAAUACGGUGGCCAAUGGAAAUGAUGCGAUAUCAUGUGCUAGAACCGUUGCAAGUGGCGUACGCGAGCGAAACUUGCCAUGCUCAAAGUACUCUUAUCAUAGGUAUCAACAAAGAACGAAUGGUGUGGUGAAGGUCUUCGUUUUCGACUAAAGCGGAUCAUAAUGAAGUUAUGUAGUGAGUGAGUGAGUAUUACUGUGUGCUUCCAACGUCGAGGAUACAAAACAACUGUAGCACAAUACAAGUGCAGCGAUUGCGCCUUAUUCCGCGCCGAUUGGCGAGAACUCAUUACCUGUGGGUGACCGUUAAUUCCACUGAAUUGAUUUCACCUAGCGGAGCGACAAUAAAUACGUUUUCGCUUCACUUGUACGUUGUUGUUUAUAUAGGCGUGGUCAACAGCUAUUACCAAGAUGAGUCGACUUAGCGAUAUGGAUCUUCACCCCACCGUCAGCUUGAUAGCUUCCUAUUAGUGUGUCCAGUCAAGAAAGUGCGUACCCAUCCCUCCUCCUAUCGCUGCAGUUUGCCUCUUUGAAUACAGAAAAUUAAGGAAGAGACAAGAUAGGGCAUUUCUUCGAUCUCCCGGGGCCUUGUCGCGGCAUGAAGCCGUUGGCUGGCCCCCACAAUCGAACUCUUAGCUGUUGGGUCUCUUUUCUAUCAAUAACCAAGCAUCGGUGAGAACAUCUUCUGGAGCUCAACUCGAGCUUCCGAAGAAAGCAAAUAAGAUUCCGAAACGAUGCCGGAUGGAACUGGAUCAGGCCCUAGUGGGGGCGGCAGCUUUGGCGGAAAUACUGGCCCAGUAUGGCGUGUUUCGCAGCUUUACUAUCGACACGGUUUGCGCUGCGCUUCCCACCCGCGACAGAUGCUGGCCUUAUCAGCGAUUCUGGUCGCUGCCUGUGCCUACCCGCUAUGGCGGCUCAGUACGUUAGGCAGUGGUGGACACCACUUUCGGGAAGGUGAGGGCGUGUCACCUCCGGACUGGUUCCAUGGGCUUCCGAUAGCUUAUGUGCAACAGAUAAUUGUUCGCAGCGCCGUGAUACCUUGGGAUUCGCAAGAGACUCAAUUGUUGGACGCCUUUCGAGGCCCUCUGUACACAUCGUUCAAGGUAUCCGAAUUGGUUACCAAUCAUCAAUACGAAGACAUCUCAAAUAACACAAGACGAAAGAUUUCUCUACACGACUUAUGUCUACAGGUUCAGGAAAGUUCGUCUGGUUCAUCCGGCCUCCUGCCGCAAUAUUCGUGCUUGGUAGUUUCACCUGCGCUCAUUUGGCAUAGGGAUCCACAACGCUUCCUUCAGGAUCCGCAUAUUGUGGACAGCUUGUUCGGGCAGCAAGACACCAAGGAACUCUUCUUCGGCCUGCCGUGGCGGGAAACCGGGCUUAAGCGAAGCUGUCUACGAAACAGGCAACGAGUCUUGAGUUACGCUGUGACCUUGCUGUUGGAACGUUACGAUGCUAGGUAUAUCAAUUCACUUAGGGAAGCCAUGCUCAAACAGUUUCCUCUUGGUCAGCCGUCGAUGACUACAACUGAGAGUGGAAAUGAUACAACAAAGGGAUUCAAUCAUACAGCCCAGCGUAGCCACCUACACUUUCGGUAUGUGCACCAGUUAGCCGAGUUUCUACCGCUCUUUGUCGUCUAUCUAUUGAUGGCGUUCUACGUGUACUUCUCAUUGAGUAAAGUGGCUCUGCUCCGGAGUAAGAUACUUUUGGCUGGAGCUACUGUGGCAACAGUGUUCCUAUCAGUAAUUAUGACAAUCGGCAUUUGCCUAUGGCUUCGUCUGAAUCCUACAUUAAACGGUAGUCCGUUGGUCAGUCCACGUGCUGCACCAUGUGCAGCCUCUGAAGUACUGCCGUAUUUGCUUGUUAUAAUCGGCCUAGAGAAUUCGCUCUGCAUUACGAAUUCUGUUGUGAACUGCCAGCCUCGCGGCGCUAAAAUCCAUCUCGCACGGGGCCUAUCACGCGAGGGCUGGUCGCUCGUGAAAACACUUCUGACGGAGUUAUCCUUGUUGACAAUGGCGUUCUUUACAUUCGUGCCCGUCGUACAGGAAUUCUGCCUGUACUCUUUGAUCGGCGUUGCGUGCGACUUCGUCCUUCAGCAUUUUUUCUUCGCGACGCUGUUGUCACUCGACCUUCAGCGCAAGGAAAAGGACGACGAAGGCGGUGCGCUUGUUGGCUAUCCUCGACCAGGCCACCCAGGUACUAUCCGGCAUCGAAAUAAAGCUAACAAGGCGAUGGCACGCGUAUUCGCUGGUCAACCCACUCAAAGCAGUGUAUUGGACAAGGUUCCCAGGAGGCUACGUUUGCUCUACAUUUGGACAAGAUUUCGUGUAGUUCAACGAAGUCUUAUGGCAAUCCUAAUCCUGUGGAUUGUUUUGCUUGUGCAACGAUCGGGAGUCAUCGAAAGCUUUCGACCUUUGCACGCACAUAAUUUCACCUCGAGUGCCCACGACUCACUGGCCACGCUUAAUCUAAUAAGCGUGAAGGAACUUAAGGAUCGAAUGACAUUAAAUCUGCCGAAGGAACUGUUCGAGAAAACGAAACGCGAUGAUCGAGGCAGCAGUGCGACGAAUUCCGCUGUGGGCGAUGUAAACAAGAAAAAAAAUGGGGAAGAAGACAUUCUAAUGUUGAUACAGCAGAAGAGUUCUUGGAAAGAAUUGCCGACAUCACAUUGGACAACGCUGUUCGGCUUUUACAACAUGUCUUUGUGGGGUCGAUAUGUGACGGUUCUGCCCGAGAUCCAUGUGGCUAUACCCAUUCCCCACUCCGAGGCUGUGAAGUUUCGCCACCCCGAAGACGCGUCAUUCCAGUUUUAUCCAGACUGGUCGCUCCUGCCCGAACCAAACGAGUCGCUGGAGGUUCUUGCGCGUCCGCUUUUCAUUUUGUUGACGAUACCAACAACGUUAUUCAUUGUUUAUCUUUUGGCAACCCUGUACCGAUGCGUCUGCUCGAGAAAUUACGCGCAGUGGCGCUCGCAGUGGAGGACGCGUGGCCUCGAAGGCGCCAUGAUACCACCCGACGACGUCAAGCCUCCAGGACCCCUUUGCCAUGAAACAUUUCCCAUCCGCCUGAGCGGACACCGCUUGCCGAUCGGCCAUAUCGAAUGUUCCGUAAUGCGCAAUGAUAUCAUUUCGGCUAGUCUUGAUGGCGAAUUGCGCGUAUGGGAUGUCGCUACGGGCGAAUGUCUCAAAGUGAUUCGGAGGUCGCCGGAGACAAAUCAUAGUCGGAUGGAUCACGAUGAUUCAAAAGACGAGAUGUGGGCUAACAUUGGGGGUUCCGUAUGGGCAAUGGCCUGCUGUGGAAACUUUCUCGUCCUAUCUGUUGUCGCCCACCCGAAUGGGGCCGAAGGGAAGGGCCGACUUGAAUUGUGGCAUACGUUAGAAGGACAGCAGCAUUCAUAUAGAGAAUGUGAGAGUCCAAUCGUGGCCUUAGCCGCACAAGGACGUUUCAUAGCGGCUGCAUCAAUGUCUGGUCAACUAAUGGCGUUUUCAAUUGAGACACAGAAUUCAGACCAUCAAGCGCCGGCAAAGCAUAGAGUCCCGAGUUGUAGCGGUGCAUACUUGACACCAUGCGGCUCUCUCAAGGCCCACAGUCAGGCAGUGACAUCGUUAUGUUUCCCUGAAGAAGGUACACUCUUACUGACGGGGUCGUUGGACCGUCUCGUCAAAGUGUUUUCAGUGGAGUCUGACACAGCAACACCAGCUGCUACCGCGCCUUCUGGUGGUGUUGGUGAUGACGGCUAUUGCGACAGAUCCGAAACCCAUAGCGAAUCGGCUGCCGGACUGAGUUGCGUAUACACGCUACAUGGACAUGCCGGACCCAUUUCGGCAUUGCACGCCGAUGAACGUCAGGCGGUGUCGGCAUGUUUGCAGGGCAUGCUCUGUUUAUGGGACCUGCUCACCGGCACAUGUAUCUAUUCGGUUGAAGCUCAUCGAGCUGCGAUCUCUUCGGUAUGUCUAAGCGCUUUAUACGUUGUCAGCUGUUCAGCGCUUGAAGCCAGUUUCCGGGUGUGGGAACGCACGCAAGGACAUCUGCUCCAUACGCGACACACCGCAUGCCGCCAGGCAGAACUUCUCUCCGAUGACGUCCUAGUGACAGCCGGCGGUGAGCUACUAUUGUGGGACGUACAUCGUGCAGAGCAACUGCAAAUAGUUCAGCUGGGCGUGCAAAUGGGAGGUGAGACAGGCGUAAGAUUGUUGCGGAAAGCCAAUGCAAAUACGUUAGUUUGCGAUUCCGGCAGUGACCUCUGCGUCGUCUAUUUUCCCGCACUUACGAACAAGAACGAAUAAACCGGUCUCACCAUUACAUGUCAGAGUAACGUUUAUACUGAUUGAAUGGGUGCGUAUAUCCGGUGAUACGUAUGUUUCCAAAAAAAGAUUCUUACAUUGCCGUCAUCGUUGGUCGAAUCGUAGUCCACAGCACUGCCUAACACAACUACUUGAGUCAAUGAGAAAUAAAUGAAGAUAACAUCAUAGACCUAAUUGACAUCACGAUUUUGUAUUGUUUUAUUGCCAUGUCCAGCCAAGCAACGAGUACUAGUAACACGCGUACAAGUAUUACGCGCCAUCUUGCUCUGAAAUGUAGUCGCAUUCAAACGAAGAGAUGAAUGGGUGAGACUUAGGUGACUGUAUUUGUAAUGUACUAUUUGUAAAUUCGUUGGCAGCGACCUAAGCCAGCCACGUUCGUGUCCAUUUAUGUUCUAUACGAUACGGAUAUCCAUCUAUAUGGACUAGAGAGAAUGAUGUACUUUUCAAAACAUAUAAGGUGUGAAUUUCACGUGACGUUGGUUAUAUAGACGCCCUAGACUAUAGUUAUUAAUGCUCGAGAUGUUGUUCUGUUGGCCCAUAAGGGAAGGCCUGCAAAAAAGAACCUUAAUAAUUAAUUGUACAUAAUGAGUAUUUGGAGAAGCAGAUUUCUUAAAGACGGCAUCUAACAAGCGAGAACCACAUACGAUUGUAUUGAAGAUAUAUGAAGCGGUACGGGAAGCAGAAGUUGUGGCGUGAGAGAAAAUGAUCGUUUUCGGUCAAUCCAAAGAUUUAGGGAAGUGUCUGCCAUACGCGAAUGGGUGCUCCAUCAACAACUGUGGUAAAUUGUACAGCUUGUGAUUAUGCCGUACAUCAUGGAUACUUGAAAAUCUUAGCGUAUUGCCACGUUGAGCUUACCAAGUUCUAUGGGGUCAUUCUUAAAUAACUGGACUCCUAAAGUGGUCUUCACUAGUUCUUCGUUCAGAGUUUUCGUAUGUGAGUGAAUUACGCACCGAAUAGACCAACAUGUGAGUGAUAACCAGUACACAUACUUAUUCAUUAGAAAUAAAUACAGUUGAUGUUACGUAAUAACCAUCGGCACCUUUCAGCAUAUGUAAAAGCUGCACACACCGAUUAGUAGAAACAACAGUAUCGUUGCCUGUGCAAUGAUGAGUAAAAUCGAUCUUCUCUUAUACAACCACUUCCCUAUUAGAUGGUGCAAUGACAACUAUCGAUACGAAUACAACGACGUUGGCGUCGCUUACGGUGAAGUACAAUACGAUACGUUUUUUUCCUGCGAAAUCGAAUCCCGCGUAUUGGCGUAUAUUUGUCAGUAACAAGGUGUUCAUACCACUAUCUGUCAUAGCGUUGUUGUAGUCACUAAUGCCAUGUUUUUUUUCUAGUCCAUAUAUACAUAGACUACUUUAUAACUAAUGCUGUCGGCACCGCAAGCUGCACUGCAAUAAAAUCAUCAACUCAGUAGAAGACACAUGAAUUGAGGGUGAUUGAGGUGACGAUGAAAAUUGGAACAAUGAUCGAUAACAAAGUUUUUUGGACUUGGGUUAAAUUGGGGCGUUUUCGUGCGUCAUCGUUGCGCAACAGGCAACCCAUUGCUGAGAUGCUUUCUUCAGUUUCUGUUUUGCAUGCACGUCUAUUAUACCAUGUCGUACGAAACACUAAUAGUGGUGAUUUUUUUUGAAGCAACAAAGGCCUUUUUUUGGAUACAAAUCUCGCCUUACUGAGAUCUUAUCCCUCACAGGAGCUGAUGCGAUUAGAGUUUAGUAUUGAAUUUUCUAUUGUGUUUGCUUUAUGAUGAUAGGUCCUCUACUUAAUACGCAGCGAGUGAAUUUAAAUUUUGCCCGCGAAGCCUCUUGUUUUCGUACUUUUACACCUAUAAAAGAAAAGCUAGCUUUCAGCCGUAUGGGGUCUAGAAAUCGCUGUCGUAGCAUUGUUUAGAACGCAAUUGUUGUUGCAGUUGCAUGAGAUUUGAACAUAUUUGACUUGUCAUGCAGCCGAGUCUAAACGUCGUUAGCGAUGUGCGCCGAAAUUUAGGUGCCGCGUCUCGUACAAAACUCGAGCCAGUAUCUAGUUUAAUAGAAGAGGUGGUCAGUCGUCAUUUUCCAUUAUCCAGUCGAGCUACUAUCGAAUCUUAAAGAACCAAUUCUAUUAAUUUCAGAACCACUUUUGCUGCAAAGGUCAUGCCCCCAAUCGAUGAACCUGUCAUGCACGUUUGAGAUCCUUAAUUUCCAUAAUUAUCCAAGCGCUGGCGACGGAAACUAGACGAGGUAACUUAGUUGAGUGACUCUCAUCGAUUUUUGUUUGCUGGCAAAACUUUGUUUGAGAGUAUUAUUUUUGCAUUAUGACCAAAUAAAUAUAGAUAAACAAGUAUACUUAGUUGGCGAUUACCGGACGAACGAACUUCGAUGCUGCCCUUCGAUAGUUGCGAGUGAAUUAGCCCAUCCAAAAAAUUUACCUUACCUAUUAUAUUUAUAUAAUUACAGCUGUAUACGAUAGUGCGUCUUCAGUGUUGUGCCAUUUGUAAACAUAGCAGAGUAGAACUCAUAGGGGGCGAAAAAGAGCUUAUGACGUAUUAUAGUGGUGACAGGUAUAUGCAUAUUCUUGGCGAUUUACUGUGAUUAACAGACGCAUAACUACCUCGAAAUAGUCGAUUGCAAGCUAUUGGAACUGCGUCGUAAGUGAUGGCUGCGAUCGGGAGAAUAUUACGGCAGGCCAAGCGAGAAAAUGCGUAUCUUGACUGGCUCAGGUUGGCGAAAUAAAUCCGCAAAUCAAAACGCUGCAGAGAUCAUCGGUCGUUCGGGAAAGGAUUCAGUCAUAGCUAAAAGAGAUACUAAAAUCCGAUUGCCUUUCGGUCAUGGCAUUUUACUGAUGACUGCCCUGCAAUAAGAAAAUUUCUGAACCUCUAAAACUUUUUCUAUGGCAAGGAAGCCCCAUGUGGGCACUUUGCGAACGUAAGGUAUUUGAAAAAGUUGACAUUUAUCUGUAUAGGUGUGCAUAGAGGCGACGCACGCACGCUCUGCAGGCUUUUUCUACUAUAUGGUGGCAAAUUUACAAAGGAUAUGCUUGCAUUAUGCAACCGCGAUCUGUCAGAGUGUGAGUCGGAUGCGAGAUGACUAUUAUGCACAUGAAUGACAGACAAGUCGGAAAGAACUGAAUCAAUAACAAUAAAGAAACUGAAUCAAUUGUGGAUGCGGGUAUUUGUGUGGCCAGUGAGAAAUGCUCUACGGCCCCGUUAAGAUGGCUGUUGUUUUCUAGCGCUACCCUCUAGGGCAACGUAAGGGAGCUGUCCUUAGGUGAAGAGACAAGACAGGGUCGUAGUGAACCUGUGUAUAAUUAGUUUUUAUGGGUUGUAAUUGUUGAUUCUGUCGAUCUCAUGUUACUCGAGAUGCGUUAUUAUAUAUGAUAAAAGGAAAAAAAAAUAUACAUCGCUCGCUGUUGGUCAUUUAAGAAAUUUUAAUAUGGUAAAUGGAAGGACAAUUCGUUGCGUGUUACUGUUGCUUGUCUGUUAGGAUGGACUUACUUACACCUGACUCUCCGUAGGAAGAAAUCCCAAUUAUCGAGUCACUUUUUUAUUCCUAGUGGGAAUUUGUAGGUGCGCAGGAGUGCGUGAUACGGACGCUCUUAACAUGUUUGAAGUUACAACCGUACUGAAAAAAUACUUACACAACUGAAAAAUAUUCAAGAUAGGUAACUAUAUCUAUCGGCUGAAAAGGCAUUUUUUUUAGUAACAUCGAAAAGUCAUUCUAAAGGACGUAAAAUAAGGCACAGCUGUCUUCUUUGUAGGCUUAGGAUUACGUUUUGCUUGGUUUAUGUGGAAUGAAUGCAAUAAGACGUUGUAAUUUUAUUUGUAUAAACUGAGCACAGAAAACAAUACGAAUUAUUAAAAAAUGCAUCCUGCUUAUUGAUAAAACAAAAUACUAAUUAAAAAUAAGAAACGAUUAAUAAAUGAUCUUUCUACACGUGGUUUGAGGCUCAUUUCAAUGUAAUAUACACCUGUGUACACAAUGGUUAAAAACUGGCGUUGACCUAUUUUUCAUAGAGAAUAGUAACAUUAUUAGUAAUCAAUAAAUAUAAUUGACAAAAUAAAUCAAUGCAUUUUGUACAAAGUA
Messenger RNA from Varroa destructor (honeybee mite), 9154 nucleotides. RefSeq names its product SREBP cleavage activating protein (gene SCAP). Gene Ontology annotation, biological process: regulation of cholesterol biosynthetic process; SREBP signaling pathway. Gene Ontology annotation, molecular function: sterol binding; protein binding. NCBI's taxonomy places the organism in Eukaryota, Metazoa, Arthropoda, Arachnida, Mesostigmata, Varroidae. The record is from RefSeq and is a predicted model, not a curated record. Gene Ontology annotation, cellular component: SREBP-SCAP complex; Golgi membrane; endoplasmic reticulum membrane.